AUGGCUACGAGCCGCAAUUACACCGAUGUGGAAGAACAGCUGCGCGCCUGGCAACGGAAACAAGAAAAAAAAAUUGUGGUGAGUUGUAUGGAUUGGCAAAAUAUUGAGUCCAACCUGCCACUCCUUAUUCCAAUCAUUGGCAUAACACUCGUUACUUGUUUUGUCUUCAUGCUCAUUCCAUUUAUUGGUCGCAUGAAAUCGGGUAAACAAAAUCCUGGAUUGGCCUGUCGGUAUUCCGCCAACCUUGGCAGUUCACGUGCGCUGUUGUUUGCGUCGAGGUUUAAUGCACCACUCUUUUCAGCGUUCCUUACCAUUUGGCUUUUACUUUGUUUAGCAAAUGUGGUAUUUUAUCUUAUGCAGGUGGCCGCUAAAGACCCAACAUGGGCGGAGCGGGUGCUAACCACACCUGAUGGAUUUCUGGAACCCAUGGUGCUUCUCUACAUUGUUCAAUACUGGGGUAUUUCUUCACUGCUUAUCCAUGUAAUCUUCACUUCACACCACUAUAUGGUGGGAUGUAUGGCUUCAUUCCUCCCCUUUCUCGUGAGUUUUUAUCAGGCAACCCGUUUACAGGGGGACGAAGUGGAUGAUUGGCCUGUCAUAGCCAUCAAGGCAGCGCUUUUGUUUUCUUUUUUUGCAACGGUGGCCUUCACUGUACCGUGGAUGCGGAACGAAUACCGCAUUGCAAUGCGAGAAAUCGAUGCCCAUACCUCACGCGCAUUGGGUUUACGAAGGAAAACGGGGAAGAUGCCUGAAAGGAAGAAGUGA
Molecule: messenger RNA, 765 nt
Organism: Trypanosoma cruzi
Lineage: Eukaryota; Euglenozoa; Kinetoplastea; Trypanosomatida; Trypanosomatidae
Exons: 1
Coding region: 1-765 (254 amino acids)
Source: RefSeq, a predicted model, not a curated record